AUGGUCAUCCUUGCACAAGUUUCAUGCCACACGGAAUCAGAACCUUGCCAAGCAAGAUCCUGCCAAUGGACUUGGAAAAGUUCCUACUAUCCCACUCGGUUAUCGCCGUCGUUCAACUUCAUCCAAGAUGCGAGUACCAGCCACUGUGAAAGAUGCUUGUGUAGCAUUGUGGCUGCUUGUGGGCCAUUGCCACGCAGCUCGUCUCAUAACCUAGUUCUUUGCCUGCCGUGGAAAAAUAAGGCCGAGGGCUUCAGGCACCGGCCCAGCAGUCAAUAUCAACACGAUUCCGACAAGAGGAUCCGAAUCCACAGAGUAUAA
Pochonia chlamydosporia 170 is the source of this 318-nucleotide messenger RNA. RefSeq lists its product as hypothetical. NCBI's taxonomy places the organism in Eukaryota, Fungi, Ascomycota, Sordariomycetes, Hypocreales, Clavicipitaceae. The transcript has a single exon. The coding region runs from base 1 to 318 and encodes 105 amino acids. The record is from RefSeq and is a predicted model, not a curated record.